This is a messenger RNA of Chrysemys picta bellii (western painted turtle), 1697 nucleotides long. RefSeq names its product epoxide hydrolase 4 (gene EPHX4). Gene Ontology annotation, molecular function: hydrolase activity. NCBI's taxonomy places the organism in Eukaryota, Metazoa, Chordata, Testudines, Emydidae. The record is from RefSeq and is a predicted model, not a curated record.
AUGGCGAGCCCCACUGAUUGUUUACCGUGGCUCCCGGGCGGGUUCAUGGUGACGGUCAGGGCUCUGCUCUUCUGGGCGCUGGUGUAUAGCUACUGCGCGAUCUGCGCCUGCAUAGAGCUGCUGAAACUUUUGUGGAGCAUAGGAAGGAGUCCAGGCAAGACCUUCCAGCGGAUCAUCCGGGAGAAUCCUCCAGCCUGCCUCAGUGAUCCCUCCUUGGGCACCCACUGCUACGUGAGAAUUAAGGAUUCAGGGUUAAGAUUCCACUAUGUAGCUGCUGGAGAACGGGGUAAACCACUCAUGCUGCUGCUUCAUGGCUUUCCAGAGUUCUGGUAUUCUUGGCGCCAUCAAUUGCGAGAAUUUAAAAGUGAAUAUCGAGUUGUGGCACUGGAUUUGAGAGGUUAUGGAGAAACAGAUGCGCCUUCUCACCAGAAGAAUUACAAGUUAGAUUGCCUAAUUACAGAUAUAAAGGAUAUUUUGGAAUCUCUAGGGUACAAUAAGUGUAUGCUGAUUGGCCAUGACUGGGGUGGAAUGAUUGCUUGGUUAGUUGCUAUUUGUUAUCCGGAAAUGGUGACCAAGCUUAUUGUGGUUAAUUUCCCUCAUCCCUCUGUAUUUACAGAAUACAUUCUACAACAUCCUUCACAAUUGAUUAAAUCUGGUUACUACUUCUUUUUCCAAAUGCCUUGGUUUCCUGAAUUCAUGUUUACAGUAAAUGAUUUCAAGGUACUGAAAAACUUAUUUACCAGUCGGACUACUGGAAUUGGAAGGAAAGGCUGUCGAUUAACAGCAGAGGACAUUGAAGCUUACCUUUACGUCUUUUCUCAACCUGGAGCACUAACUGGACCCAUUAACCACUACAGAAAUAUUUUCAGUUGCCUACCUCUGCAGCACCAUGAGGUCACCAUGCCUACCUUGUUGUUAUGGGGAGAAAGAGAUGCAUUUAUGGAAGUUGAGAUGGCAGAAACUACUCGGAUUUAUGUUAAAAAUCAUUUCAGAUUAACUAUUUUGUCUGAAGCCAGUCACUGGCUCCAGCAGGAUCAACCUGACAUAGUUAACAAGUUGAUAUGGACCUUUCUAAAAGAAGAGACAAUAAGAAAAAGAGAGUGACUUUUUCUACAUGUUUUAAAGGUCUACAUAAAAGCUGUUACAUUUAAAAAACUAAUUAUUAGCAGGACCAUAUUUCCAGCCUACCUUCUAAUUUGGGCUCUGUUAGGGAAAAGUGUUUUCGAUGUAUUGUACAUAUUGACUCCGAUGUUAUUACUAAAAGAAAAUAGUGUGAGAACAUAUAGUGUUAACAUUGGUUUUACCUGUAUUCUUGUAUUUUGCACAUAAAAACACCUGCCUUAAAAUGUAUGUGUUUGUACAGUAAGGAAAUCAUGGAAAGUUACUUGGUUCUGGUUUCUCACUUGCUUUACACUUGUAAUAUAUGGUGCCUUUCACAAAUUUAUAAUGAAAUAAUGGCGGUCUGCCAUAUGAAAAAGAAGUCAGGUAUCAGUUGGACUAUCAGUUUUCAUUCAACCAGUAGAUUUGUAUUGUGAAAUUACAGCUGUUUUAUGUGGUAUAUUUUCUUCUUAAUUGAAAAAUAGGGAUCUGUUCACAUGUAACAUAUCUGGACAAGAAGAAUGGAAAAUGAAGAGCUAUAUAUUCAUGAUUUAUGUAUCAAAUCCACUUCUAUCUAAUAAAAUGUAAUUUAAAUUGUG